AUGGUCAGAAACAUCAUAGUCCUCUCGGGCAAUUCCCACCCGCGUCUAACGGACAGUGUCUGCAGUCACCUUGGGAUUGCACCUGGCGACCGAAUAUUAAGUAAAUUUUCGGGUGGCGAGAGUAGAUGUGAGAUCCAAGAUUCCGUCAGAGGCAAAGAUGUCUUCAUCAUCCAGACUGGCGGAGGUGCCGUCAACGACCAUCUCAUGGAACUGUGCAUAAUGAUAUCUGCUUGCAAGAUCGGAUCAGCAAAGAGAGUUACCGCUGUGACUCCUCUCUUUCCGUACUCCCGCCAACCCGACCUUCCGUACCGCAAGGCCGGAGCACCCUUGUCGAAGCCCGCUGCUGUGGUGCCAAACGACAGGUAUACGUUCGAGAGUGUCCCUCCUACGCCAGGCCCAGGCAGGGUCAAGAGUGCCGGGUUCAACCACGGAGCCGACCUCAGUAAAAUGCUCAACAAGAUAGCUUUCACGACUGAUGCGGCAGGAGUCAGAUCACACUCCAGUUCCAUAACUUCCCAGCCCGGUUCUUAUACGAAGCACGAUUAUGACAACAUUGACCCCUCUACUAUCGAUCAGUUUGAAGCCAAACCCGGCUACAAGCGCUGGGUUGCGCAAGCUGGCACUCUAGUAGCAGAUCUGCUGACAUGUGCCGGCGCUGACCAUGUCGUGGCUCUAGAUCUUCACGAUCCUCAAUACCAAGGCUUCUUCGACAUUCCUAUGGAUAACCUGUAUGCCCGGCCUCUGCUGAAGCGCUAUAUCCAACAACGCAUUCCGGAUUACAAAGACGCGGUGAUUGUGAGCCCGGACGCUGGAGGAGCGAAGCGAGCAACUGCUAUUGCUGACGCUCUAGGCAUGGAAUUCGCUCUCAUUCAUAAGGAACGUCGCCCGACCAACAUCACUGAUCGUCAAAAUGCGACGAUGAUGCUUGUGGGGUCAGUUGAGAAUCGCGUAUGCAUCGUGAUCGAUGACCUUGCAGAUACAUCCAACACCAUUACGCGGGCAGCGAAGUUGGUUCGGCGUGAAGGGGCCACGGCGGUGUACGCGUUACUGUCCCACGGGGUUUUCAGUGGCGAUGCUCUCACACGUAUCAAUGCAUCCGCCAUCGACAAGGUUAUCGUGACCAAUUCAGUGCCCCAGGAAGAGCAUCAGGCGAUCUGUCCUAAGCUUGAGGUCCUCGACGUUGCACCAAUCUUUGCUGAAGCUAUCAGACGGAUCCACCAUGGCGAGAGUCUGAGCAGUCUAUUUCAAUAUGGCUGA
Neoarthrinium moseri is the source of this 1257-nucleotide messenger RNA. RefSeq lists its product as uncharacterized. The record is from RefSeq and is a predicted model, not a curated record. Lineage: Eukaryota; Fungi; Ascomycota; Sordariomycetes; Amphisphaeriales; Apiosporaceae. The transcript has 4 exons. Gene Ontology annotation, cellular component: ribose phosphate diphosphokinase complex; cytoplasm. The coding region runs from base 1 to 1257 and encodes 418 amino acids. Gene Ontology annotation, biological process: purine nucleotide biosynthetic process; 5-phosphoribose 1-diphosphate biosynthetic process. Gene Ontology annotation, molecular function: ribose phosphate diphosphokinase activity; magnesium ion binding.